UGUCACAUGGCGCCGCCCCACCGCAAAUUUGUCAUCUUCCUGCUUCGGCCAGGCGCGUUUGACUCGCAUCUUGUUAAAUUGAGUGCGAGCUAGACGUGUGUGCGUCAGAGCAUCUCGGUUGGGCGGCGGUCAGAGUGCGCAGACUCUAUGCAUCCUUACACAUCCAGCAGCAUCACCACUUGAAGGAGCGAGACAAGACACCAGACGACGCCCUGGUCGGACAGGACUGGACCGGACCAGAGCAACCUCGUCUUCUUUGUGCUGACGAAUGUGAAGGACGACGAGGGCUGCGCCUGCUUCCUCUUCCCGAUUCCUUCCCUCCGUCCGUCCUCUUCUUAAUCGUUUGGACACUUCUCUGUCACAAAAUGGCGGACAUGACGGAGCUUCGACCAUCCUACGCCAUGUCUCCCAUCCUGGCGGGCUUCUUGGGCGCGGGCGUUCUGGUGGUGGCAGUGAUCGCGGCACUUCUGCUGUGGUCCUUCUGCCAACGCCGCUACCUGCGCGUGUCCGGACGCUACAAGCUGCACAGUGACCGCUACUGCGACGCUGAGGACCCGCCUUACAAGUUCAUCCACAUGCUGAAGGGGAUCAGUAUUUACCCUGAAUCUCUCAGCAGCAGCAAGAGGAUCGUACGCAGCGCCCGGCGGGCCGACAGUCCGGCGGGGGCCAGGGGCAUGGUGCUCGUAGAUGCUGAGAACAACAUCCUAGACGUCCCGGGUCACCUUCAGAUGAGUCACCUAGUGGCGCCCACUGGGACGGGCCCGCGGGGCGGCCCCGCCUGCCUGGAGCGGGGGCUGCCCGUGCGCGCUGACUAUUGCUGUCUGGACAGCAGCUCGGCCAGCAGCAGUCAGAGCAGCAGCAAGACGGCAUCGCCCUUCACCCCCGCCUCCUCAGAAGCGGAAGUCAACGCUGGCUUGGGCGCCGUCAGUCUCACCGUGGACUACAACUUCCCCAAGAAGGCCCUGGUGGUUACGGUGGUUGGGGCCCGGGGCCUGCCCGCCAUGGACGAGGAGGCCGGCACCUCGGACCCCUACGUCAAGAUGACCGUGCUGCCCGAGAAGAAGCACCGCGUCAAGACCCGCGUGCUGAGAAAGACCCUUGACCCGCUUUUUGAUGAGACCUUCACCUUCUACGGCGUGGCCUACAGCUCGCUGCCCGAGCUCACGCUGCACUUCUUGGUGCUCAGCUUCGACCGCUUUGCUCGCGACGACGUCAUCGGCGAGGCCCUAGUGCCGCUCAAGGGCGUGGAUCCCAGCACGGGCCGGGUCCACUUGAGCCAGCGGAUCACCAAGAGAAACACGCAGUGCGAGAACCGCGGCGAGCUGCUGGCGUCGUUGUCCUAUCAACCGGUGUCUCAUCGCCUCAGCGUGGUGGUGCUCAAGGCCCGACACCUCCCCAAGAUGGACGUCGCCGGCCUGUCUGCCAACCCAUACGUGAAGGUCAACGUGUUCUACGGCCGUAAGCGCAUUGCUAAGAAGAAGACCCACGUGAAGAAGUGCACGCUCAACCCCGUAUUCAACGAGUCCUUCAUCUACGACAUCCCGCCCGAGCUACUGCCCGAGAUCUCCGUGGAGUUUCUGGUUGUGGACUUCGACCGCACCGCCAAGAAUGAAGUCCUGGGACGCCUGCUGCUGGGCCUGCACGGCGUUCCGCCCUCCGGCGCCGCCCACUGGCGGGAGGUCUGCGAGAACCCCCGCCGGCAGAUCUCCAAGUGGCACGCCCUCAAGAGCCGCUGCGCAAAGACGUCACGCUUGAAAUCUGGAAUGAACUUGUGGAGCAGAUUGAAAUUUUCCACUCACGCCACUGAGUGCCAGUGCGCCGAAUUGUACGUACCGGGGGAGAGAAAGAGAUCUUAAGCUGGAUACGGACAAUACGGGAUGAGGCACAAAGGACUUCCCGCGGUGCGGCGGCUCUCAUGUGCAGGUACCAAUGUGUAAAUAAACUGUGUGUGCUUGUUUGUAGCAUGAAAGACUUACUCUUAGCUUUCAUUCGUCGUUUACGUCGCAGCUAACGAGUCGUCCCCGAGCCAGGUCACACUAACAUCAUGGCCACGCUAACCUGUCAAGGAGCUCAAGGUCAACUGGGGCGCCACCUGUAAGCCUGGCAAUGUGACAUGACUCCAAAAGCUCCAAAGACGUUCUCGGAUGAUGAUAUCGUAAUCUUCCAUGCGAUGUUUAUUUCGUUCUGUGCUAAUGAGCAGCUCAAAAUAUUUUUUUCUACAGUUGACUACAAUGCCCACUCCAAAUCCCAACAUUGUUAGUCAAUGCUAUUCGUUGAAUAGCGACAGCCCGCAGGUCAACCAUAUGUAAAUCUGUCGAGAUUGAGUCUCAACACGAGCCUUCUUCUCAUUUACACCAUAAAUACACCAUGAAUAAUGUACCAGCCAGUGGCGUUGUUACCCCACUGAAAAUCACGCCACCGGAGUUUGUCUGGCACGCCUGCAAACUCCAAACAUGACGUCAUCGGUCGUGGGCCGUCAUGACGGGUUCCUCCCAAUCCGCGGCAGUCGUGAAUAUGGAGACUUGACAUGUAGAUUUUGAAUCAAUGUUCUAACUGUCCUAUAUCCUGAAAGCUUUCUCCGACCUUGGAGCCCCUUCUGCUGUACACCUUAAUGAUGCUAACCCCCCAUUGACGUGAAAAUAAAACAAAAUAGCCUGACGCCUCCUUUA
Molecule: messenger RNA, 2669 nt
Organism: Syngnathus typhle (broad-nosed pipefish)
Lineage: Eukaryota; Metazoa; Chordata; Actinopteri; Syngnathiformes; Syngnathidae
Gene: syt11b
Product: synaptotagmin XIb
Exons: 5
Coding region: 366-1856 (496 amino acids)
Biological process (GO): regulation of calcium ion-dependent exocytosis; calcium-ion regulated exocytosis; vesicle fusion
Cellular component (GO): synapse; membrane; axon
Molecular function (GO): SNARE binding; phosphatidylserine binding; clathrin binding
Source: RefSeq, a predicted model, not a curated record